This is a messenger RNA of Saccharomycopsis crataegensis, 3033 nucleotides long. It is a transcript of the gene EST2, whose product is annotated as telomerase reverse transcriptase. The transcript has a single exon. Gene Ontology annotation, molecular function: telomerase RNA binding; telomeric repeat DNA binding. Gene Ontology annotation, biological process: telomere maintenance via telomerase. The record is from RefSeq and is a predicted model, not a curated record. Lineage: Eukaryota; Fungi; Ascomycota; Saccharomycetes; Ascoideales; Saccharomycopsidaceae. Gene Ontology annotation, cellular component: telomerase catalytic core complex. The coding region runs from base 1 to 3033 and encodes 1010 amino acids.
AUGUACACUUUAAGAAAACACUUUGCCAAUUGUUCCAAUCUCACCAGCUACACCGACCCCCAAUGGUACCUUGACCUUCUUGACUCGGUGAUAGUGGAACAAUGUGCUUCCAAACCACUGGCCAUCACUUACCACUCGCUAUUUCUUGACGAGGUAACUUUCGAAGAGUUUCUCAAUAAUUGCGUCGAAUUUAUUCUAAAAAACCGUCUUCCAAACAUUGUGGCCAACGGUCUAGGCAUCGCUGGCCAAGGGGGUUAUUCCCAUCGUCCUGCUUCGGUGUAUAACCAUAACCAUCCAGUGCGGUUCGAUCAUCGAUUCCAUUCUCAACUGAUGGUGAAAUUCACCCUUGGAGGGAAAUCUUCGAGUUUCCAGUAUCAAUUCCUCAAAAAUGAUGCCUGGAAAUUGUUAUUUGAAAGAAUCGGCCCCCAUAAAUUGGGAAAUUUGAUAAUUUAUCACCGAGGGUAUUUGAAACAUCAAGAUAAUAAUUACUUGGUCCAGUUAUUUGGCAAGAAGAAACAGCAACAGCAAAAAAACAGUUAUGUUGCCAGAUGGAUGGAGAAUUUCACGAAGAACCAGGUGCUGGGACAAUUCAGCACCGUGGAUCGUCAAAAAAUCAAAAGUACCACGAAAAUGAUCAGCAAUAAAGCAAUGUUCAAUAAUCGCACUCCUUGUCCGAAAUAUCGAAUCUCAAUGCUAUUGCCGGAAAAUCCUCAAAGUUUGAUGGUGGAGAUUUUCAAAUUGUCCAAAGAUUAUGCCAGUCUGAAACGAUUACGAGGCAAGUACGGCAAGAUAUACCAAUUAUUAUUAAUGGUGGUAGAUAACCACCAUUCUAAAAGGAAGCAUCAUUACCAGACAUUAUUGGAAAAAUAUACCGUCCCUGCAAAUCACCAGGAUAAGAAAGUGUUUAGUAAGCUGGUGGCCCCACAACAAGUAGGGAAAUUUGUCAUCCAGAUGAUCUCGAUGCUUUUCCCAAUUGAGGUGUUUGGGAAUCUGAAAAAUCGCGGUGUUGUUUACCAACAAAUCACAAUAUUUAUAACAAUGAUCAGAAAACAAGAAUUUCCAAUUGAUCGAGUCAUGCAAGGAAUUAAAAUUAAAGAAAUUGCGUGGUUGGGGAAACCUCACCCUAAAUUGGCCAAACAAGAUCUUACCAAACGGACCAUGAUGUUUUCACAAUUCCUUCAUUGGUUAUUUGAUUCGUUUAUUGUUGGGCUCAUUGGGGGGUAUUUCCACGUCACCAAUAUGACCAGUGAUAUUGCCACUUACCAUUUUUUCCACCAUAAAGAUUGGAAUCUCCUCCAAGCGGAGUUCAUCAAUGAGUAUUCCCAGCAGUUUUUAGGAGAUCCUCAGCCAAUUGGCCCUAAGCAUAAGAAUUACUUAUUUGGUAAAGUCGGGGUGUUUCCAAAACCCAACGAUCUAAGAUUGCUCUGUUUCCCAAUACGUGGGAAAACCCGACAAGAAAUCAUUCUGUAUCGCAGUAGGCUUAAACAGACGGUGAAGCCGGUGAGAUACGUGUUACGAUACUUGAGGACCCAAAGGCUUUUGGGCAACGAUAACAAAGUCGUUACUUGUACUGAUAAUAUGGUGCGGGCGAUCCAGAACUUUGCAAGCCAUCACCCUAACCACCGGAUUUUCUACAAGAAGUUUGAUAUCAAGUCGUGUUACGAUGUGUUACCUAGGGACAAGAUCUACGAGAUCAUCGACGAUUUGGUGGAUGAAGGGGAUAUCUUUAUCUAUGAUCAGGUUUCUGACCGGGUGAGGGUGUUCAAUGUCGAAGCGGGGAAUCCCCAUGAGAAUUAUAAGUUGGUGAACCAGCAAAUUGUGAAUUCGUUGGCAAAAGAAAAUAACGAUCCAAUCACCAAACUCAUUGAACAAUUGAAAAUCAAGGAAUCACGGAAAAUUAGUGAUAAAAAGGAUAAAAAGAAAUUUCAUUAUCUUGUGGAUGAAGCGUCUACCAAGUAUCAAAUUGUCAAGAAACAACAGAUUAUGGAGCUUGUCAAAGACCAAUUAUUCCGCAGUGCCCUUAAAGUCGGGAAUACUUAUAUAUGUCGGAAACGUGGUAUCUUUCAAGGUUUCAAUUUCUCGGCGAUUUUUUGCGAUAUAUUCUUUGAUCAUUUGUUGUUCAAGGAACUUGGUAUCGAGUAUAACUCGAAAGACACCUUGAUUAUUCGGUUUGCCGAUGAUUUUCUUAUUCUUUCGGUAAAUCAAAAAGCAAUAUCCCAAGUGUUUUUCCAAAUCUCUACGGCUCUCAAACAAUAUGAUGUAAAAGUUAAUGAAUCAAAGACCCUCCUGAACCUUGCCAAGUCGAACCUUACCAAGUUGAGCAACGGGCCAGCAUCUAUUGGUAAUGAAUUAAUUACCUCGACUCCAUUAGAUAAUAAGGACCUCAAGAUUGUUGUUAAUAGUAAUGUUUUUGGUAAUAAUAAUAUUGUUGCUGGUGAUAAUCUUGCGGCAGAUAAUGAUUUUGCCGAGACAAACAUCACCUUUUGUGGGCUUAAUAUCAACACCCAAUCGUGGGGGAUCAUAAGAGACUUCAAAGUCCCCAAAUCACUAGUCCAUACCGCGCCUUCAAAAAUCUACUCGCAUGCCCUUUGGCUCUACGAAAUUCGAUUAUCGGAAUUACUAUUAGCUCAGUGCCCCCGUGGGAUGGAUAAUAAUAAAAAUAAGAAAACUACUACUACUAAUAAUAAUAAUAAUAAUAAUAAUCACCACCAUCACUUCAUCAGCGCAAACAUUUCCAUCAAUUGUGAGAUCCUCUUGACGUUUAUCAUUGCCUCACAUCGCAGAAGCUGCGGAAGAUCAUCAUCGCUCGUAGUGGGACAGUUCGCCAAAUGGUAUCGGAAAUUCCAAAAAUUCACGUUUUUGAGAUUAAGGAAAGUCAACCGUGGGAAAAUCAAGGUGAAGGAAUUAUACGAUUUAAGCGUGGAGGGUGUGGUGAAAGGGUUUAUGAAAGUAUUACAAAGACAACCGGUGGCGUUUAGAGAGAUGAUAGGGUAUUUGAAUGGGGAAUUGAAAAGGAUUAACAUGGGCUGCUGA